Messenger RNA from Umbelopsis ramanniana AG, 514 nucleotides. RefSeq lists its product as uncharacterized. Bases 210 to 464 code for a protein of 84 amino acids. The record is from RefSeq and is a predicted model, not a curated record. NCBI's taxonomy places the organism in Eukaryota, Fungi, Mucoromycota, Umbelopsidomycetes, Umbelopsidales, Umbelopsidaceae. The transcript has a single exon.
GUUUGGAAUGUUCUCAUUAUCCAGCGAUGUCUGUGACGCUCACCCAACUCAUUCACAUACCAUCCAUAAAGUAGGCUUUAAAAUUAUUGUCCGCUCCAAGCAAGAGAACAACAUAACGAGUUUAAAAGCAUAAUAAGCACUGUAUUUAGAACGAAACACUUGACUUUCUUUUAUCUCUUUCGCCCUUGCUGCACAUACGUCUUCAAGCUAUGCUCUCCUCAAUGAAAUUGCUGGUCCUCGCACUCUGUGUCUUUUCGCUCAUGAGCUCAGUCUCCUGCAACCUUGAAAAACGACAAUGUUCAAUUAGUAGCUGCAGCUGCCAAGGUGUUGUUGAUGGUCUAUUCUGUGGCGAUGGUCGAUAUAACUGCAAAGAAGGCCGCCUAUAUGAGUGUCAAAACGGUGGACGGGCAUGCGACUACGGCGUCCACGAUAGUUGUGCCAAAUGCAACCACUUAACCUGCUGAAGCAACCUCACCGUGAACAUUAUAAUAAACAUAUUCUGAUGCCAUAUGUA